AUGGUGCAAGUAGGAGAUAUGCGCGUGUUGGAGGUCUUGUCCAACGCCACCAACGCCAUUGCCGAAGGUGAAGUAUUGCAGCUUAUGAAUAUCAAAGAUGCCGACCUUGACCAAGAGCGGUAUUUUGGCGUUAUCCGAUCUAAAACUGCACAACUUUUUGAAGCUGGGGCGCGCCUAGGAGCCAUUGUUGCAGGUGCGGGUAAAAGGGAACAAGAAAUCUGCGCUGCUUAUGGCCAAGCUGUGGGCGUGGCGUUUCAAAUCAUAGAUGAUAUUUUGGACUAUGACGGCGAUGUCCAAGUUUUGGGGAAAAAUCUGGGCGAUGAUUUACGUGAAGCUAUCGAAGACCCUAGCGAUACAGCCUUAUACAGUGUUCUUAACAUUAUCAAACAAACCAAAGCAUUAGACACUUGCUAUGAGCUUGCUUAUAGCCAAGCUGAACAAGCAUUAUGCAAUGCCAGUUUACUUCCCAAUAGCCCCUACCGAGAUGCGAUGGUGGAAUUG
Messenger RNA from Darwinula stevensoni, 501 nucleotides. The record is from the annotation of a GenBank genome assembly. NCBI's taxonomy places the organism in Eukaryota, Metazoa, Arthropoda, Ostracoda, Podocopida, Darwinulidae.